This is a messenger RNA of Nothobranchius furzeri (turquoise killifish), 1790 nucleotides long. RefSeq lists its product as uncharacterized. Lineage: Eukaryota; Metazoa; Chordata; Actinopteri; Cyprinodontiformes; Nothobranchiidae. The record is from RefSeq and is a predicted model, not a curated record.
CUCCAUCUUAAGUAUGAGCGUACUCACCUGGCAUACCUCUCCUCUGUUAAAAACAUAAUGGAUGGAGACUGUGGACUGUAUGGCCAGCGGACCAUCACUGCAACUCUGAGGACAACUGCUGCUCCUGCUGCUUUUGGGAUGUACGGUGAUGUUGAUGGCUGGCAUGGAGUAGCUGUUGAAGCUCAUUACCUGGUUGACUGUCUCAUUCAGGAGUACAGAAGGCAGAAGGACUCGCUGAAUCUGCUUCUUCAGGGUACCUUUGGGCAGGUCUUCAGAGCUGACCACACCCGUAAGGUGGCACGGAAAGUGGUCCUCUCAUCAGGCACCAUGUCAUCAUAUGCCGUCAUGAAUGAGAACUGGAUGAUCCUGUCCUGGGUGAUGCUGCAGUCUGAAUCAGACAAAUCGCUGGAGCCAAUGUACGAGGGGCUGUCCUGCCGUUACAUUUCUGCAGGACAGCCUAAAGCCACGCAUAAGUGGGUUGACAGAGAUUGCUGCGCUGCAUUCCGCAUCCCAAAUCCUGGACAUCAGGAACACCUGCUCUGGGAUUCUUGGAAGACCACGGAUGACAUAAUAGCUGAGGCAACUUCUGGGAAACUCAACAACACCUGUGCUUCUCGCCAAAGCUAUAACAGUAAAAUCAACAUUAAGCUGGAUUUAUUUCAUUGUAGGCGGCGUUUCACCAGAGAGUGCACAUCUGAACAUCAUCCACUGCACAGCGCUUUCUGCAAGUUUCUCUCUGCAGCCUUCUGUGUUGUUGACCAGACAGACCUGCGUCGACUGAGGCAAGCCUAUGUCUUCUGUGGCAUAAUGCCACCAAAUCCAACUAAGCAGCAUAUCAGGCAGCACUGUCGUACCAAGAUCCCACAGCCCAGAGAGUUGCUGGUGAGAGUAGAGAGUGUUCUGCAGAAGUUCUUCUCAGAAAGUGACCCUGACGGAGUGCCGGUUUUUAAACCGAGCAUGCUGAAAGUGUGGAGGAUUCAGCGUGUCCACAUUCUCCGGGGCUGUCUGAGUGAUCCAGAGGUUGGUGAGGGAGUCCUCUACAGACAUGGUGGCAUGGUCCAACUUAACCAUGUGAAGGGGGAGGAGGCAGCUGUACCUGUCUGGAUCCCUGUGCGAGGCACCUCUCAGCAGGAGGGUUUUCAUUUUCAUCAGUCCAAGUGGGUCACAGGAACUCAGGUCUCCACAGAGCUUUUCCAGGCGCAGGGAAUGAUUGGAGUGGCUCGCUGGAAUUUUCAACGCCUUCUGGACCUGAAGCAGCCUGAUGUUCAGCUCCCUUUGGUUUUCGAUCCAGCUUUGGUGUCGGAGCUGAACAAACUUUCAGAGGAAGUCACGGGAAAAGCCAGGUAUCCUGCCCUGUGUGUUUCCAAUGCAGACACUGGAGAACGGUUUGGACUGCAGUAUUUGGAGCCCGGCUGUCAACCCGUCCCUCUGGACUGGAAUAAGCACAGGGCACAGAACACUCCAGCUUCUCCCACCUCAGAGCCAACCCCUCCCUUUGUGACAGCUACUGACCUACUUGAGGAGGACGACACUGCUGGUGUAACUGCGCUCGGCACACAGACCACAGCCCAGCCCAGCCCAAACAAAGUACCUAUCCUCGUGCUGCUCGCACAGGUCCCAUCAAAACUGGUGGUGUGCUGUUUGCCUUGGACCAUUCUCGGUGGACACAGCCAAUGAGGCAAACCAUUGACCAGAUCAUGGCAAAGCAUCGUGGGCAAAAAGACUUUCUUACUAAAGUCGCUGCAGAGUAUGCCGUUCUGGUUCAAGCUGCAUCCAGAGACCCCAACAGC